UUUUAAAUGGCAAAGGUUUAAGAGGUAAGAAGUAAUUUAUUGCUUGUGUUUUUAAAAGAGAAAGUUCUAUCAGCUUAAUCUCUUAGAAAUAAUUACUAAUGCAUUAGCUGCACAUAUUUUUAUGUUGUACCCAAAUAUUUUCAAGAUUUUACAUAUUCUUGCCGUAGUGCCAGUAACGACAAGUUCUUGUGAGAGAUCUAUAUCAAUGCUACGACGAGCAAAGACAUAUUUAAGAAGCUCAAUGACCCAGGAUCGACUUAAUGGCUUGGUGUUGCUAAAUAUCCACAACAAGAUGAAAAUAAAUUUAGAUGACGUAACCGAUAUGCUGGCAAUAAAAUAUCCAAAAAGACUUAAAAUGUUAGAUAUUCAGAACGACGUAUAAAAGUGUAACAGUCUUGAUAGAAAAAGGAAUAAAUCUUGUAUAUUAUUAUCUGUUGUUUAAAUGUCCCCGUAUAUAAAUUCCCUAAAGGUAAUAAGGCAUGACACCAAAUUUUUUUAAAAAACAUUUAAAUUACACAAGUUGUACAAAAAACAUUCCAAAAUAUAAUCUUCGUCAGCUAAAAAACUGAAAAAACCAUUUACACCUACUUAGCAAAGAUGAGUCUGAGAGAUGAUUUUAAGCUAUUUUAGCCGUUUAAUGGCGUUAAAAGGCGUUGGCUUCUGGACCCUUUGGGGGGCUCACAACGCCCCCCCCCAAACCCCCAGUUGCAAAAUUACAGCCCUGGCGGACGGUGAAGCUUUUUUACACCAGUCAAAAAAAAUCCUAGAUCCGGCCCUGAAGAAGUGAUGUUGAUGCUUC
Molecule: messenger RNA, 799 nt
Organism: Hydractinia symbiolongicarpus
Lineage: Eukaryota; Metazoa; Cnidaria; Hydrozoa; Anthoathecata; Hydractiniidae
Product: 52 kDa repressor of the inhibitor of the protein kinase-like
Exons: 2
Coding region: 122-382 (86 amino acids)
Molecular function (GO): protein dimerization activity
Source: RefSeq, a predicted model, not a curated record